CGUGCAGAGAGGAAAGACGAACGCGAAGAUGAUCCUGUUUCGCAAAUUCAGAGUGUUGAUACUCAUGGUGUUUCUGGUCGCGUGCACCAUGCACAUCAUGAUAGACUUGCUGCCCAAGCUGGAGAAGCGGGCGGCGGGAGCGGACGGCGGGGACGGCGGCUGUCAGUGCGCGCAGCACCCGGGCGGGGAGGCGCAGGGCUGGGGGAAGCAGCGCGCGGAGGCGGGCUGGCCUAACAAGCACACGCUGAGGAUCCUGCAGGACUUCAGCAACGAGCCGAGCUCCAACCUCACGUCGCACUCCCUGGAGAAGAUCACGGCCGCCGGGGACAAGGCGGACUCGCCGCGGCGGCUGAGACCCGCGGCGGGGAAGGCGGAGGACCACAAGCCGCUCAUCGGAAACGCGAGCAGGGGGCGAGCGGUGGCAGCGCACGGUGCCUUCCGCCUGGCGUCUCUGUUUGAUCAUCCCCUGUACAAGGUUGACCUUCCUGCCCUAACGGACGACGAUACCUUAUUUAAUGUCAACACUGACAUCAGGUUUUAUCCCAGAGCCACAGGAAACCAAGGAUGGCACAACGAGGAGGGCAACGAGGAUGAAGACGAGUUUUCCCCCACCGCUGAGGUUACAGCAGAGUCUUACCCCAACUGGCUCCGCUUCCACAUUGGGAUAAACCGCUAUGAGUUGUACUCCAGACACAGUCCUGUGCUGGACGCUCUGCUCAAGGACCUGGUCACGCAGAGGAUCACCAGUGUGGCCAUGAAAUCAGGAGGCACCCAGCUGAAGCUGAUCAUGACUUUCCAGAACUAUGGACAGGCUUUGUUCAAGCCCAUGAAGCAGACCCGGGAGCAGGAAACACCUCCAGACUUCUUCUAUUUCUCUGACUUUGAGAGGCACAAUGCUGAGAUUGCUGCUUUUCACUUGGACAGGAUCCUGGACUUUAGGAGAGUGCCUCCCGUGGCGGGACGGCUGGUCAACAUGACAAAGGAGAUCAGAGAUGUGACACGCGAUAAGAAGCUGUGGAGGACCUUCUUCAUCUCACCAGCCAACAAUGUCUGCUUCUAUGGCGAGUGCUCAUACUACUGCUCCACUGAGCAUGCUCUGUGUGGGAAACCGGACCAGAUUGAAGGAUCACUGGCUGCCUUCCUGCCCGACCUGAACCUGGCCAAGCGCAAAACCUGGAGGAACCCCUGGAGACGCUCUUACCACAAGCGCAAGAAAGCAGAGUGGGAGGUGGAUCCAGAUUACUGCGAUGAGGUGAAACAGACACCCCCGUAUGACCGUGGCACUCGACUGCUAGACGUCAUGGAUAUGACUAUCUUUGACUUCUUAAUGGGUAAUAUGGAUCGUCAUCAUUAUGAAACUUUUGAGAAAUUUGGAAACGACACUUUCAUCAUUCACCUCGACAAUGGAAGAGGGUUUGGAAAACACUCACAUGACGAGCUGUCCAUCCUGGUGCCUCUGAGCCAGUGCUGCAGAGUGAGGAGGUCCACCUACCUGCGUCUCCAGUUGUUGGCAAAGGAGGAGUACCAGCUGAGUUCAAUGAUGGAGGAGUCUCUGCUGCGGGACCGCCUGUCCCCGAUUCUCAUCCGGCCUCAUCUUCAGGCCAUGGACCGCAGGCUCCGGCUGGUGCUGCAGGUCCUGGCAGGCUGCAUAGAGAAAGAAGGUCACGUUAAUGUCGUGGAGGAGGAUUUAGUCGGGGACACAGCCACCCACAGGGGACCGGGCCACAGGUAGUGAGGGCGAGGCUCGAGGGCGACAGAAACCAACACUGACCAAUACAAAUGGACCACAUCUGUGGCUGUUCGAUCAAUGGGAUAACAAUGAAGUUCCCGCCCUUGGUAUCAAGCUGAAUUCAGUGAAUUCCAAGACUUGCCAUCAUUGCCUCUAUGGAACCGACUCUUAAGCGUGUUUAUAUGGAAGAAACUGUCUGCAAAUACAACUAAAGACUGUACUCACACAGAAGUUUUGUAUUUUGUUUUCUCAGAUGUUGUAUAAGGCAUAAAGGAAGCACUGCUGUGUUCUGAUUUUGUCCUGUUUGUUCUGAAUAUGGAGGGUAUCAGUUUUUUUUUUGUUUUUUUUUUAUGUGUUUUAUUAUAUUAGUGCAUAACCAAAUCAGAAUCCACCCUGACUGGGCAGCAUAGGGUCAGACGAUAAGCUUUAUCAGUUAUCACAAUGUGUGUAUCGAUAUUUUCUCCUUUUGUAAAGUGUCAGGAUUCAAUGUUUUCGUUGAAUGUUUCGAAAGUGAAGUCAUUCUUGACACAAUGCAGUAACAGCCAGGUGAAUAUUAACCAUUUUCAAUGUGUUCUCUCUAUUUUUUUUUUUAUUAAAUCCUUUGUUUUUGUUUUUUUGCUUUUUGUCCUUGCACAGACAGUCCAAUCCCAAAUGUUUUCACAUGCUUUUAAACAGCAAGUGCAAAUGAUUCACACUGUAGUUAAACAGUACCUUCACUUUGCCUUAUUUCAACUUUUUUAAAUUCCUUCCCCAUGCCCUGAAGGCUGAGCUCACACUACAUGUAGUGCAUAACAACAACACAAAACUACUACCAAACCAAAAAUUCUGAAUGGAAUGCCUGGAAAAGUGUUUUUAUUUUAUAUGAACCAUUCAUCAAAUCAGGAUUUGAGACAUUUGUUGUUAUUUACUGUGACUCGUUUUCACAGUUAUUGUGUAGCAAAAUGUUGCAAUUUGUGUAUCGUUUCCUCUUCUGAGAUUUCAACACCAACUGACUAUUUAUUGCUGCAAAAAGUGAAAUGACGUUUUAUAACUUUUAUUAUUAUUUUCUUAUGUUACUUUAUUUGUUGAGAAAUGCUUCACUUGGCUUUUUUUCAAGCAUUUGGAUGCUAUAUAAUUUGGCAUUUGUUUGGGUUCUAUGUUUAUGUUCAGGCAAUUAAAAACACACUUAAACUGUUUGAUUUUCAAACAUUUGGAUGUUCAAGUGAUGUCAGUGUAAUUUUUGGUUUCCUCAUAAGAGUUCUGUGUAUUGGAUAUACCAGUACCUGUGCAAUGACAGGAAUAGAUUACUUGAAUGUUUUUGGGUUGGCAGUAUGGACUGGAUUCAUAACAGUACGAGUAGUGUAAAGCCUGAGUGGCUGGUCCUGAGUCUGGGAGGUGAUAUGAGAAUGGCAUUGGGGGUAAAAAUGCCUCAUCGAAUCACAGGGAUAAUUAUUGGUAAUGUUCCUUGACUUUCAUAUUUUCAAUGUAAAUAACUAUAAAUACUUUGAAGACCUAUCGAGCUGCACUGCACAGUGAUCUGCUUCUGUUUUCUGCUCUCGCAUUGUUACUGUGAAGAUCUGUUUACUAAAUGAUUAAAGUGUGCAAUAAAAACAAAAGUGAGGACAAA
Messenger RNA from Salarias fasciatus (jewelled blenny), 3335 nucleotides. It is a transcript of the gene fam20ca, whose product is annotated as FAM20C golgi associated secretory pathway kinase a. Bases 29 to 1732 code for a protein of 567 amino acids. Lineage: Eukaryota; Metazoa; Chordata; Actinopteri; Blenniiformes; Blenniidae. The record is from RefSeq and is a predicted model, not a curated record. Gene Ontology annotation, molecular function: protein serine/threonine kinase activity. The transcript is spliced from 10 exons. Gene Ontology annotation, cellular component: Golgi apparatus. Gene Ontology annotation, biological process: enamel mineralization; protein phosphorylation.